AUGGGCGAAUGUGGUUUUCUUAGGAUAGAUACUCAUCUUCUUUAUCUCGUCAAAGGCCUCAUUUGUAUUCUUCUGGGCCUUUCCCUCGUCAGCUCCACAGUUGCGGCUAGAAUCAGGCACUUCGACUGGAAUCCGGCCGCACAGACGGCCGUGAAUUCAGCAAGUUACUGCGAUCUCAUCUUCCUCAUGGACGGCGAGGAUACAGAUAUCAGGACGAUGCGGAGAGAUAGUGACGGCGAGGAGGAGGAGGAAGAAGACAAGGGAACAUUGCUGUCGUGGGACUCCAUUCUACCGGACGAACUCCUGCAGAAGGUCCUCUCCUUAUUGCCCAUCGCCGACAUCAUCAAAUUGGGCAUCGUGUGCAAACGGUGGUACGAGAUUGUGCACUCCCGGCCGUCGUUGUGGACGAUGAUGGCGCCGCAGAAGCCGUGGUUCUUACUGUCCUGCUUUAACGACUGCGUCUCAUCGGUCCGCGCGUACGACCCCUGCCUCCAACAGUGGCACAUCUUCGGCUUCCCCGGCUUAGAAAAAAGCAUCUGGCACGCGUCCUCCUCCUACGGCCUGGUCUGCUUGACGAAACGCGAGGAUAGGAGCCGCUUAUUGGUCAGCAACCCCAUCACGAGAGACUGGAAGCGGCUUCCUCACGUCCCCGGCGGCUCUUCCCCUGACUACAACGCGCUCGCCUUGUCGUUCGACCGCCGCACGCGCAGCUACACCGUGGUCUUCGCCAAGUGCACCGCCCAUAUGCCGGGGAACAACCACCAAUGGCACUUCUCCAUCGACAUCUACAAAUCGACGACGCAAUCGUGGGCAACGCUCUUUGCCCAAGACCUCGGCUCGUGGAAGGGCGGCGACGAGGGCGUCGUAUGCGACGGCGUGUUCUAUUACUUGAUCCACCCGAACACGGAGCAACGCCCCCACUUAGUGGCGUUCGAUCUCGCCAAGACGCCCUCUACCAUUCAGUCUCUUAUUCGAGAAGCGAUUCCUGCGCCAUGCCCUCUUACCUGUGCUCGAUUGAUCAACCUGUCGGACAAAUUGGUCAUGGUCGGCGGGGGAGGGUGGUGCAACCGGCUGAUCAAGGGGUUGACGAUUUGGGAACUCGAGGAUAAGACAUGGCGGGAGGUGGCUCGAACGCCGGUCGAGAUGUCAACGAGCUUGUGCACAAUCAGAGAGAAUUUCAUCUGCUGCGGCGCAGGCGACCUCGUCUUCAUACAGUGCUUAGGGUGGCCGACGGCACUGCUGACCUUCGACGUGAGGCGGAAGGUUUGGAGAACGAUGAACGUCGUCGAACCCUUCAUGGCCCUAUUCUUGGUCCGAUUCUUCAGCGGCUUCUGCUUCGAACCGAGGCUCGACGUCACCCCUUGA
Messenger RNA from Zingiber officinale, 1365 nucleotides. Its product is annotated as F-box/kelch-repeat protein At3g61590-like. Bases 1 to 1365 code for a protein of 454 amino acids. The transcript has 2 exons. The record is from RefSeq and is a predicted model, not a curated record. NCBI's taxonomy places the organism in Eukaryota, Viridiplantae, Streptophyta, Magnoliopsida, Zingiberales, Zingiberaceae. Gene Ontology annotation, molecular function: protein binding.